Neltuma alba is the source of this 888-nucleotide messenger RNA. RefSeq names its product premnaspirodiene oxygenase-like. Lineage: Eukaryota; Viridiplantae; Streptophyta; Magnoliopsida; Fabales; Fabaceae. Bases 1 to 888 code for a protein of 295 amino acids. Gene Ontology annotation, molecular function: heme binding; oxidoreductase activity, acting on paired donors, with incorporation or reduction of molecular oxygen; iron ion binding. The record is from RefSeq and is a predicted model, not a curated record. The transcript has 2 exons.
AUGGAGAUUCAGAUCUCAUACUCUGUCGUCUUCACUUUCUUCUUCUGCUUCUUCCUUGUAAUCCUGAAGCUAUCUUCUUUUAAACCCAGCAAAAACCUACCCAUAGGGCCAUGGAAAUUACCUCUCAUCGGAAACCUCCACCAACUUGCUGGCCCACUACCUCAUCAUUCUCUCAGAAAUCUUGCAAACAAGUAUGGACCGUUCUUCCAUCUUCAACUUGGGCAGCUUUCUUAUAUCAUAGUGUCUUCACCUGAAUAUGCAAAGGAAAUAAUGAAGACACAUGAUCAGAUCUUUGCAAAUAGACCCAAAUAUCUUGCCUCUGAUAUCCUUGGCUACAACAGCACAGACAUCUUCUUUUCCCCAUAUGGAAACUAUUGGAGGCAACUUCGAAAGAUUUGUAUUUUGGAGCUUUUCUCAUCAAAGAGGGUUCAAUCAUUCAGAAGGAUAAGGGAAGAGGAGAUAUCAGCACUAGUGAGGAACAUUUCUGAACAUGAAGGUUCUGUCAUGAACCUCAGUCCAAAAAUUUCUGCACUGACAAAUUCUAUAGUGGCAAGAGCGGCCCUUGGGAAGAAGACAAAGAAUGUAGAACACAUCCUGGAAAUCGUAGAUCGAGUGAUAAAUAUAAGCUCUGGGUUAUCAAUUUCUGAUUUCUAUCCUUCACUAAAAUUUAUUAGUUUCAUCACGGGGAUGAGAGCUCGAACUAUGAAGGUGCACAAAGACUUUGAUAGAGUGCUAGGAGCCAUCAUCAAAGACCAUCAAGAAAAGAAAGGUGAUAACGUUGGAGAGAUAGAAGAGGAUCUAGUUGACGUUCUUCUCAGGAUUCAAAAGGAUGAUGGUAUUGAGAUUCCCUUAUCUCUUGACAACGUCAAAGCUGUCCUUCAGUUGUGA